Spirometra erinaceieuropaei is the source of this 1380-nucleotide messenger RNA. The record is from the annotation of a GenBank genome assembly. NCBI's taxonomy places the organism in Eukaryota, Metazoa, Platyhelminthes, Cestoda, Diphyllobothriidea, Diphyllobothriidae.
AUGUUCGAUUAUCCUCCAUGGAUUAAAAAAAGGUCACCAAAGCCCGAUGUGCUAUUCAGACAGGCCCGUUCAACCGUCAAUGAACUGUGGAGACUGACUACUGCACACUUCCCCACCCGCAACCAGACAUCACCAUCAAUAACCCACUUAAACACUCUCCUAUCUCAAGCUACACUUCACCUCACGGCGAGACUGGAUCUGCUCGACAAACUCAGUGGUCAGCGUGAGAGUAGACGUCAGAAGGUGGAUGCAUUGAGCUCAGAACUGCGACACCAAAUUUCGAGGAUACAGAAUCCUCCCGACUGCAGUCAGUCGCGCUUCGCUCUGACAGAACUGCGUUAUAGCUGCGGGUUUGGAUGUUCUGCUCAUCACAUGGUUCUGAAGUUUUCAUUUGCCUUCGCAACUAAUCGCACUCUGCUGCUGCAACACAAUGAUUGGAAGGACUUCUUUCUGCCCUACUCUAACUGCUCGCUGAAUCACAUUGAACGACAUUCAGACAUUCCUUACAUAGAAAACGGCCUUCUGAAUAUAAGCACACGAUAUUAUGCCCCUGCUAUGCCAACUCAGUGGUCCGGCAAACUAGGUACGACAUUGGGUGAUCCCUUUCCGUGGUACCGUGGCCAUCUGUUGGAGUACAUGCUUCGUCCAAAAGAUCUGGCCGUCCGCCGUGAAGUCGAAAUGGAUUUACAGGCCAUGAAGCAAUUUUCAGAUACCCAAUCAUACGAAGGACCGAUCGCCAGCAUACACAUUCGUCGAACCGAUAAACUCCUUUCUGAGGCAAAGCUAUAUUCACUAGAGGAGUAUAUGUUUCACGUCGAACGCUUCUUUGAGUUGAAGGAGGUGGAAUUUGGUUUGAAAACUGGCAGUACAAGACCACCACCGUGGUCUCGAAGACGACGCGUCUUCUUGGCUUCUGAUGAUGCAUCCGUUUUCGAGGAGGCCAGAUCCCAAUACCCGAGAUACGAAUUUUUUGGUCGACGGAGAAAUGGAAGUAGGUAUGAGGAUCGUUGGUCUACCGUAGGGCUGUUUGCCAUCCUCGUGGAUCUGCAUCUUUUGGUAUCGGCCGACUUCCUCGCCUGUACCGCCAGCUCCAAUGUUUGCAGGCUCGCCUAUGAACUCCUCUCGGCAAAGUCCCCGAUUCAUGGCGAUGCCUCAUUCCGGAUGCAGUCGUUGGAUCAGAUGUACCAAUGCGUCCAUUCGCAAAGACGCUGGUGGAGAGCCAUUGCAGACUUCAGGCAAGAGGACGUGAAGUUGUGGGACCUAGUGUCAAUCUCAUCAACAAAGUGGGACGGCUUUGUCCAGACGGCCUGGUCACUGUACAGAACUCGUGAGGAUGCACUACCGGCUUAUCUAUUUGAAGAGGUUCUUCAAUCUAUCUAA